This is a messenger RNA of Anopheles stephensi (Asian malaria mosquito), 1787 nucleotides long. It is a transcript of the gene Sas10, whose product is annotated as something about silencing protein 10. NCBI's taxonomy places the organism in Eukaryota, Metazoa, Arthropoda, Insecta, Diptera, Culicidae. Gene Ontology annotation, cellular component: small-subunit processome; nucleolus. The transcript has a single exon. Gene Ontology annotation, biological process: maturation of SSU-rRNA from tricistronic rRNA transcript (SSU-rRNA, 5.8S rRNA, LSU-rRNA). The coding region runs from base 102 to 1568 and encodes 488 amino acids. The record is from RefSeq and is a predicted model, not a curated record.
AACCACUUUGACAGUGCUUGUUCGCACGUGCUUGUUCACGGAAUACUGUGUGCUUUUGUUAAAUAGUAAAUAUAUAAGUGUAAGCAAUUAUCUGGUGCAAAAUGCCAGACAAAAUCAAAUUCGGCGACGUCGGGAGCGACUAUGAACCAUCAGCGUCGGAAGAUGAAUACAGUGAAGGGGAGAAAGAGCUGCUGAAAAAUGUACGCCAACGGCGUCGGAACAAUUACGAUGAGGACGACGAAAUGCAACGGCAAGCGGUGCUCGGAUUCGACGACGAGGGAGAUUACGAGGAAGAUGAUGAUGAGGAGGAGGAGGAGCCAGAUUUUGAUGAGAUCCGAAAGUUUGAACACGAUAGCGAUAUCGACGAUAAGAACGAAGAGGACGAUCUACCCGAUCGCUAUGCCUGGGGUUCAAAAUCUGGCGCAUACUAUGGUACCGGUUACAAAGACCGGGACUACGAUACGCUUACGGCACAGGAAGAGGAAUUGGCCCGGUUGGAGGAAGAGGAGGCAAUGGAAAUGCAAAAGCGGCUUAUUAAGGGUAUGACCGACGAAGACUUUGCGCUGGACGAUUUAUGGUCGGGCGAUGAGGAGCAAGCAGCGGAUGAAUUGGAACGUGAAGCGGGAAAGCCGGAAAGGAAGAAACCGAAGGACAAAAAGGCCUCUUUCAGCAGCAAGGAAGAGAUCGUGAUAAAAGGAGAUUUGUCGGAUCUGACCGACAGCGAGCGGUUGGAACUGUUUCGCAAAGAGUCACCCGAGUUUGAGGGAUUGGUGAAGGAGUGUUCAGCAAAGCUGGCCGAAUGUGCAAACGUACUGGAACCGGUUCUGGAGCUGCUCCGACGACACAAGCAACUGUCGCAUCCUCUCGGGCAAUUGCUGGUAAAACGAUACGAGCUUCACAUGCUUUACUGUAGCAACAUAAGCUUCUAUGUGCUGUUAAAGUCACAGCGAGUAGACGUUCGUAAUCAUCCGUUGGUGAAACGUUUGCUACAGCUGAAGCGAUUAGUGCAGGAGAUGGAGCAAAAGUACGAGCAAACCGGUAAAGCUCAGGUAGAGGCUUUGCUGGAAGCACAGGCAGAAGGUAUGCAAAUAACCUUCCACGAUGAAUUUGAUCGCGAACAGCCGAAAACUAAACAGGGGCGCCGUUUACGCGUGCUUGAUGAGCUAGACCAGAUGGACUCACAAGCGGACGAUGAACAGGAUGGUGAGGAGGAGAGAGAUGAACAGAGAGAAAGCGACGAUGAACAAUAUUCUGCGAAGCGUUUGAAGAUGGAUCAUUCCGAGGGAGAGGAUGAGGUGGAGGAGGAGGAUGCGGCACAGCAGGAAGACAUGGAAGAGGUGGAUGGCGAUGAGAAGCGCAAGAUCACCUAUCAGAUGGCCAAGAACAGGGGCCUAUCGACACGCAAGCGCAAGGAUCAGCGAAACAUCCGCGUGAAGAACAAGCUGAAGUUCCGCAAGGCUAUGAUCCGCCGCAAGGGUGCCAUACGGACGGUACGCACCGAAACGAAACGAUACACGGGCGAAUCCAACAUCAAACCGUACGUUAAGAGAGGAAUUAAGCUUAAGUAGAUUGUGUCCGGUGUUGGUGUUUACAAGCAACUUUAUUUUCAAAAUUCACGUGGCGUGCCUCAUCAGCGACACGCGUUUUACGGCGAUGAAAAUAGAAAAUCUACCAUUACGAGAAAAAAACAUGUAUGGAAAAGCAGCUGUUAUGUGGAUUGUUACUCAAGACAACUAUAAUAGAAAGAAUCGGAAGGACAAUGGAAAGGAAAAGUUGUGGAACAUGUA